AUGCGCCUCUUGAGCUUCUUCGUCCUGUUUAUCGCCCUGGCGUCGGCGGUGUGCGCUUCGCCCCACCCCUUCCCGCACCCCUCUUUUCCCAGCGGUGGCGAGACCACCAGCCGUGGCUUCGAGGACUCGUCUUCCGCCCCCGCCGUCACGGGCUUCUCAACGCUCAUGGGACCGCCUGGCCAGUGGCUCUACGUCUACGGCUCCAACUUCCUGACCGGACCCGGCAACACCAGCCUCUACCUGGUCUCGGCCCUGUCGCCUGACUCCAUCUCCAACCCCGUGCCCCUCCACGUCUACGACUCCAACUCCUUCGGCUUCACCGACGGGAAGAGCGAGCCCUCGAAGCAGGUGUUUGCCAUCGGCGUGCCCAUCAACCCGCCGACCGUCAGGGGCUUCUCGCGCACCUCCGGCGGGAACGAUUGCUGGCUGUAUGUCUACGGUGAUAACUUUGUCGUGGGCCAGACCCAGGUGCACAUCGGCGGCGUCAUUCCGACCAGCGUUGCCAUCUACGACACCCAGUCCAUUGGCCUCACGGUGCCCAAGCUGCUCAAGUGCGCCGCCGAGCCGGUCACGGUGACGGUGGAGACGCCCAAUGGCAAGGCCACCUCGACCGCGACCUACACCGUGCUGCCCAACCAAUCCGGCGGCUUCUGCUGA
Messenger RNA from Acanthamoeba castellanii str. Neff, 657 nucleotides. RefSeq names its product prepeptidase C-terminal domain containing protein. The record is from RefSeq and is a predicted model, not a curated record. Bases 1 to 657 code for a protein of 218 amino acids. Lineage: Eukaryota; Discosea; Longamoebia; Acanthamoebidae. The transcript has 3 exons.